This is a messenger RNA of Cylicostephanus goldi, 719 nucleotides long. The record is from the annotation of a GenBank genome assembly. NCBI's taxonomy places the organism in Eukaryota, Metazoa, Nematoda, Chromadorea, Rhabditida, Strongylidae.
AUGAAUCUAUUUAGCCGUGUAUUUCUUCUAGGACUGCUGCUCACCGUUGGAGCUCAGAAUGAGUUGGACGCUGCGAUAAGAUACUACGAACGAGAGUGCGCGUGCACGCCAGCUAAACUAUGGCUCGAUGUUGUAGUCGUAAUGGACACUUCUCUGGGAAUGACCGAGGAAGGUCUUGCACAGGUCCUGGCUAACAUUGGUACUGUAUUCGAUCCAACAACUAUCACGCAAGGUGCAGGCCACCAUACACGAAUUGGAUUGGUUACAUAUGGAUCCAAAGCAGAAAUAAAACACAAGCUGACCGAAUUCAAAUCCACUGAUGAAUUUUUGGAGAGGAUUUGGGAGAUUCAACGUGCAAAUGACCCAUCUUCCGAUUUGAAAGAUGGUCUCAUGAAAGCUGAACAAGUUUUCCGUGAGGGCCGCGCUGAUGGAACCAGGAACAAUUGCAAGGAAGCCAUCAUCAUUUAUGCCAGUGUUUUCAAGGAGAGCCACUUUGAAGAUGCCAAGCAGCUGGCAGACCAGAUCAAGAUCAGCGGAAAGGACAUCAUCGUUAUUGCAUUCGACCAGGGCGGCAAGCCUAACGCUCUAGACCAAAUCCGCAAGAUUGCCACUGAGGGCUUCUACUUUACGAAUGUGGUACCUAACCUUUCCGGCGAAGUUCAGCAUGCUCUUUGCGCAAGUAAGAUGAGAUCUGAGCCAAGAAUUUUGGCUAAUUAGAC